This is a messenger RNA of Stegostoma tigrinum, 1156 nucleotides long. RefSeq names its product ribosomal RNA processing 36 (gene rrp36). The record is from RefSeq and is a predicted model, not a curated record. Gene Ontology annotation, cellular component: nucleolus; 90S preribosome. Gene Ontology annotation, biological process: maturation of SSU-rRNA from tricistronic rRNA transcript (SSU-rRNA, 5.8S rRNA, LSU-rRNA). Lineage: Eukaryota; Metazoa; Chordata; Chondrichthyes; Orectolobiformes; Stegostomatidae.
AUGGGGGAGCCCAGCACAUCAGUGAAAGAGAAGGUUCAGUGCUGGGGAGUCUUGCUGUUUGCUGUGUAUGUUAAUGAUCCAGACAUAAAUGUCAGAGUUAUGAUCACCAAAUUCACUGAUCAAAUGAAAAAUGAUGGUUUCGUAAAUAGUGAGGAGGAUAAAUUUUCACUACAGGAUGAUAAAGACGGGGCAGGAUUGUGUUCCUUCGAGCACAGAACACUGACAGGAGCGCUGACUGAGGUGCAUGAAACUCUGCCGGGCAUUGGCAAAGUCAAUCAGAAGAUCCUCUUCUCUUUCGUGCAGCGGUCACUAACCAAUAAGGAGCUGGAGGUUUACAGCGGACUUCUCAUCCACAGGUUUCUGGGAGGGCAGGGCUGGUUUCGGGGACGCGGAGUGUGGUUUGGGGGGGGACGCCGGACGGGCUGGCCUGGUUUUGGGGGACACGCUGUUGGGGUGCGCGGGGAUGAGGCUGCUCUCUGCUGUGAUUGUGGCCUCUGUGAUAGGGUUACCGUUCCUGUCUUACAGGUGAGACGGGACCCGCGGUUUGACGAUCUCUCUGGACAGUUCAAACCAGAAAUUUAUGAGAAAACCUACGCCUUCCUCUCACAGCUGAGAAACAAAGAGAAAGAAGUGAUCAAGAAGAAGCUACAUCAAGUCAAGGAUCCAGACCAGCGAACGUGCAUGCUGAAGGGCUUACUACAGAGAAUGACCCAGCAGGACGAGGCUGAAAGCAAGAAACGCAAGCAGCGAGAGAGACUGCUGGAGUUCAAGCGGAAACAGAGGGAGCGUGUGCAGCAAGGCAGCAGACCGUACUUCCUCAAGAAAUCUGAACAGCGGAAGCUGGAUUUGGCUGAAAAAUACGUUGAGCUGAAGAAAACUGGCCAGUUGGAAAGGUUUCUUGGUAAGAAGAGGAGGAGAAAUGCUCAGAAAGACCGCAGCAGGUUACCUGGGAAGAAAUCACAAUGAUCUCUAUACUGGAAUAGCUCAGGAAAUCUGGAACCUCACUGACAUUGCUCUGUGACUGAGCUUAUUUAUAUAACGUCGGGGUUUCCCUGCUCAUGCUGGCUGCCCCCCCUCAGUCUUCACUGGCGCUGAGGGUCUGAUUCUGUUUUGUACCUGUUUGUAUAUAAUUUCAGUAAAUGGCUGUUCAUUCACA